CAGCGGGCGUCCCCAGGCUGCAGAGGGGAGGAAACAGCACAAGACUUCUUCUGCAGCAGAAAUCUGGGCUCCCGGGUUAACGCGCCCUGCGGAGCCCCAGGCAAACUGCACAAAAGCAGCCGGAGGUGCGGCAGCACCUUACCGCUGAUAGGAUGUGGCAAAGGGGCAGAGGCCAGGCCCACGGUGACGGUGCAGACGACUCCCGGCACACUGGAAAGAGACCCUCCUGCUGGCCUUAUGGAAGCAAACUGCCCAGUUGUGAACCGUCUGUGAAGGGACACGAGGAUCCGUGUCCCACCGCCCGAGAAUGACUUCUGCCCACAGUCUGGGGGACCGUGGAAGCAGACUGCUCUCCAAAGGAACCUCUCAUGAGACCACAGCCCCAGCCUACACCUGGAGGGCAUCCCACGUGGGAGCAUCCUGGGGGGGCCUCCCUUCUGGGGAGGACAGCUCCCAGGAGUUAUGCUCCUGGGGUCAGCCCUGUGGAGGGACAUCCUCCUGUGGGCAUCCUCCAGGGGGUGGGUAGACUUCCUCCAGGAGAACAUCCUCUGGGAAGAGGGAUAUUCUGGAGGAGGGGGUUUCCAGCAGGUAGGCGUCUUCCUCUGGGGGGAGGUUGUCCUCAGGGGCAUUCUGGGGUGAUUCUCUGGGAUGAGCAUCCUCCAGGGACAUACCUGUAGAGCCGGUAUACUCCAGAGGGCAUCCUGGGGGAGGUGUCUUCUCCCAAAGGGAAGGGAUAUCGUGUAGGGGGGGGUCCUGGGGGGACACCCUGGGGGCAAUCCCAGCGAGAAAGGGGGCGGGCGUCCUCCGGAGUGACGUUCUCCGGGAGGGGCUGUGCUCGGAGCGUGGGGGGCCGUCUCGGGGCGGACGGCGCCGGCGGCCCCGCCCCCGGCCCCGCCCCUAUCCCGCCCCGGCCCCGCCCCCGGCCCUCCCCCGCGCUUCCUCCUUCGCUCACUUUCGCUUCCGCCGGAGCGCGGGGUCCCGCCGCCGCCCGAGCAUGGACGACCCGGACUGCGACUCGACCUGGGAGGAGGACGAGGACGAGGACGGCGAGGGCGCGAGCGCUGGGGGCGACGAGGACGGCGAGGCCGGCGCCCCAGGGGACGCGGACGCGGAGGACGAGGACGAGGACGAAGAGGACGCGCCGGCGGCGCGGCCCGGCGCGCUCCAGGCCAGGACAACGGGGUCCCGAAACUGGCGAGCCGCGCGCGACACACGCAGGUACCGGCACCACUACCCGGAUUUGAUAGAACGGGAUGGCAACGGUGACAUGCCAAACCUGAGUUUCUACAGAAACGAGAUCCGGUUCCUGCCCAACGGCUGUUUCAUUGAAGACAUUCUUCAGAACUGGAGGGAGGACUACGACGUCCUGGAAGAGAAUCACUCCUACAUCCAGUGGCUGUUUCCUCUGCGUGAACCUGGAGUGAACUGGCAUGCCAAGCCCCUCACGCUGCGGGAGGUUGAGGCAUUUAAAAGCUGCAAGGAGGUCAGGGAGCGGUUUGUGCAGGCCUACGAGCUCAUGCUGGGGUUCUACGGGAUCCAGCUAGAAGACAGGAGCUCGGGUCAGGUGCGCCGAGCACAGAACUACCAGAAGCGCUUCCAGAACCUCAACUGGCACAGCCACAACAACCUCCGCAUCACGCGCAUCCUCAAGUCCCUGGGCGAGCUGGGCCUGGAGCGCUACCAGGCGCCGCUGGCGCGCUUCUUCCUGGAGGAGACGCUGGUGCGCCAGGAGCUGCCGGCCGUGCGCCAGAGCGCCCUGGACUACUUCGUGUUCACCGUGCGCUGCCCGCGCCAGCGCCGCAAGCUGCUGCGCUUCGCCUGGGAGCACUUCCGGCCGCGCCGCAAGUUCGUGUGGGGGCCGCACGACAAGCUGCGGAGGCUGCGGCCGCCCCUGCCCGUGGGGGAGGGAGAGGGGGAGGGGAGCCCCGGGGCCCCGGACCCCCUCCCCGGGGCCGGCGCCUCGGGGGACCAGACCGGCGCGCCGGGGCGGGCCGGGGGCCAGGAAGGGGAGGCGGGGGGCCGUGGGGAGGGGGGCCCGGAGCCCCCGAGCCCCAAGGAGAACAAGAAGAGGAAGCUGGACGCCAGCCGGCGGGAGCGGGCCCCGGGGGAACGGGGCGGCCAGAGCGCCUCGGACGUGGAGAAGAUCGCCCUGAACCUGGAGGGCUGCGCCCUCAGCCAGGGCGGCCUGAGCGGGGGGACCCAGGAAUCGGGCAGCCGGGCCCCGGGGGAGGCCGAGCAGCCCUGCCCCCAGCCCCCCCCGGCGGCCAAGGUGGUGGAGGAGGUGAGGAAGAGAAGGAAGGUGGACCAGGGCCCCGGGAGCGGCGACUCGGUGGGUGCCGGUGGUGGGGCCGAGCCCCCAGCCCCCGCCCGGCGCUGCGCCCUGCCAGGGUGCCCCGAGGCCAGUAAUGGGGUGGAGGAGGCCGGUGGCCGGGCAGAGCUAGAGCAGGGUGCCCCUGGGAGCUCAGCCCCCGCGGGACCCUCGGUAGCUAGGGAAGCAGAGGCGGGGCCUGAGGCCAAACCCAGAAAGCCUUAAGGGAAAGGGCCGCCUGGGCAUCCUGCCCUCCGUCCUGCCGCGGGUCUGGGGAGCCACGUGGUCAGCUGUUGUCAGCACGGAGCAGUACUGGUCUGUCCCUCCUGGUCACCGCAGCCGUGGAAGGAGCAGAUCCCCGCUCUGGGAAGGCCAGGGACUUGGGGAUCCUUACCUCCAGCUCACUUCCUGCCUCCCUCCUCCAAGCCACCACCCCCCCCAUCUUUGUAAAUUGGCCCUCAAGGGUCUGGGGGGGGGGGUGGGAAUGGGGGCUCAUUUUCUUAGUCUGGUGCCGAAACCUUUUCUGAAUAAACUCAUUUGACUUUGA
Molecule: messenger RNA, 2855 nt
Organism: Acinonyx jubatus (cheetah)
Lineage: Eukaryota; Metazoa; Chordata; Mammalia; Carnivora; Felidae
Gene: OGFR
Product: opioid growth factor receptor
Exons: 8
Coding region: 995-2533 (512 amino acids)
Cellular component (GO): membrane
Molecular function (GO): opioid growth factor receptor activity
Source: RefSeq, a predicted model, not a curated record